CGCCGUUGCUGACUACACCCACCCCAACACCCACGCUCACUCGCUCUCUCUGUAUCUCUGUGCCACGAGAUUCUUAACCUCGUUCCUCAUUCCAUUGUGACUCUGGGGCGCUCAAUUGCCCUCUUCGCUGCCCUCCCUUUUCCAUAGCUCAAGAUGGCUGCCACCGUCAUGUCGCGGUCUGCUUCUUGCCGCUCUUUAUUGUCCAGAACCGCAUCCACCGGUAUACGGGAAUCACGGCAUCUGUAUCGCCUCCGCGAUGCUGUCCGACCACAAUUACCGGCCUAUGCGGCCCUUGCCAGAUACUAUGCCUCCAAAUCCUACCCCCCACAUACAAUUAUUAGCAUGCCUGCGCUAUCCCCAACAAUGACUGCGGGUAAUAUCGGGGCGUGGCAGAAAAAGGUUGGAGACGUCCUUGCUCCCGGUGAUGUACUAGUGGAGAUCGAAACAGACAAAGCCCAGAUGGAUUUCGAAUUUCAAGAAGAAGGGGUUUUGGCAAAAAUUCUGAAGGAAGCCGGUGAGAGAGAUGUUGCGGUUGGUAAUCCGAUUGCCGUCAUGGUCGAAGAGGGGACUGAUAUUUCAUCUUUCGAGUCCUUCUCGCUAGGAGACGCUGGUGGUGAGAAAGCACCAGCUGCGGAGAAUGAACCAGCACAACCAAAGGAACCCGAAUCCAAACCCGCCCCCACAACCGAAGAAUCGAAACCUGUAGCUCAGGAACCAGAGUCGACUGGUGAGAGAUUACAAUCAAGUCUUGACAGAGUGCCAUUUAUUGCUCCCGCAGUGAAGGCUCUAGCUUUGGAGCGGGGCGUGCCGCUCAAGGAUGUCAAGGGUACUGGUCCUGGUGGGCGAGUUACAAAACAAGAUAUCGAGAAAUAUCAGCCCAGCGGCGCUGCUGCGGCCGGUCCAGCUUAUGAAGAUAUCCCUGCCACGUCCAUGCGCAAAACCAUUGCAAACCGUCUUGUUCAAUCCGUCAGAGAAAGCCCACACUACUUCGUAACAUCAACCCUUUCCGUUAGCAAACUUCUCAAGCUGCGCAAGGCCCUCAAUGCCUCCGCGGAUGGUAAAUACAAGCUAUCCGUCAACGACUUCCUCGUCAAAGCCUGUGCGGCCGCUCUCUUAAAAGUGCCUGCCGUAAACUCGCGCUGGAUCGAGGAAAACGGCCAGGUGACCAUCCGCCAGCACAAGACGGCAGACAUCAGCGUCGCGGUUGCAACGCCCGUCGGCCUCGUCACACCCAUCGUCAAGAGCGUCGAGACCCUCGGCCUAUCCAGCAUCUCCAGCCAAAUCAAAGACCUAAGCAAGCGCGCGCGCGAGAACAAGUUGAUGCCCGAGGAAUACCUCGGCGGCACCUUCACGAUUAGCAACAUGGGUAUGAAUCCCGCCGUUGAGCGUUUCACCGCCGUCAUCAACCCGCCGCAAGCCGCAAUUCUAGCCGUGGGUACGACGCGCAAGGUAGCAGUGCCCGUGGAGGGUGAGGACGAGGGCAGCGCCGCGUCUGUGAAAUGGGAUGACCAGAUUGUGGUGACUGGCAGCUUCGACCAUAAGGUUGUUGACGGGGUGGUGGGAGCUGAGUUCAUGAGGGAGCUGAAGAAUAUUGUGGAGAACCCGCUCGAGCUACUUCUCUAAACAAAUAAAUCCCACUUACCCCUCUUUUUAUUUUAAUUUUUUAGAAAUUUGGCUAGCGACUCAAGUUCAAUGAUUGAAGUGGGUAGCUGAUCUGUCACGAGUGGACACAGCACAGAAAACUUGUUUCUCUUCCCCCUUUCUCUUACAACAACCGAAACAACGCUCCAUACCUCUUAUCUGGAAUUCCAGCAUGUACCAAAAAUGUAUUCUUGACCAUAUUUCCCCUACCUAUCCUUUCCCCUUGCGUUCUUUCAUUAUUUUCAGUUCUUUCCUCUACCUUCCCCUUUUUUCCCCCACCAUACCUCCCUAGUUAUCUCCCGAUCUACCUUUGUGCCACUAUUUACAGUAUGCAGCGAAAAGAAUUCUUCUACCCCCAAAUACCUAAGUUACUCAGUUCUUUAGAAAAUCCAAGUCGCGUAUCUACCCUGUCAAAACUUUUCAUUCUACGAAUAUAAAAGUAAUAGCUUCAAUUCCCA
Molecule: messenger RNA, 2099 nt
Organism: Blastomyces dermatitidis ER-3
Lineage: Eukaryota; Fungi; Ascomycota; Eurotiomycetes; Onygenales; Ajellomycetaceae
Product: pyruvate dehydrogenase E2 component (dihydrolipoamide acetyltransferase)
Exons: 4
Coding region: 154-1623 (489 amino acids)
Biological process (GO): pyruvate decarboxylation to acetyl-CoA
Cellular component (GO): pyruvate dehydrogenase complex
Molecular function (GO): dihydrolipoyllysine-residue acetyltransferase activity
Source: RefSeq, a predicted model, not a curated record